CCUCCCCGUCGGAGGCCACGCGCCCGCCCCCCCCCCCCCGCUAGCGCCCUCGCCCCGAGGGCCGCUUCCAGGCGAUCCCCGUGGGGAAGGCCGGCCUUUCCAGCCAGACCUUGCCCUGCGCCCGAGCCUCAGCGCCCCCACCCCCACCCCCCGGCACGCACGGCACACACCUGUAAACACGCAGGUGCCCCGUCCCCUUGGGGGGCCCGAGAUGCGGCUCUCCGGCCUCGGCCCCCGCCGCGCCCGCCGGGCCUCCCCCGCGCCCCCCUCGCCCGCCCCGUCCCCCGAUGCGGGGCAGGGGCGCCGCUAAUCGCCCCCCUCCGCCGCCGACCCCCCCAGCCGAGCAGCGCCGCCGCCGCCGCCGCCGGAGGACGCCCCCCACCAUGUUCAAGUACCGGAUCCGCAUGUUCUUCAACGAGCUGAAGCUGCUGGUGCUGAUGCGCCGCGGCCGCCCGGAGCCCGAGGCCGGAGCCGGGGGCAGCCGGGGCCCGCUGGGCAGCUGCGGGUGGCCCGACUGCGCGGUCCCGCAGGACGACGAGGCGGAGUACUAUGGCGGGGGAGGCGCCGAGACGCGGCCGCGGAGCCUGGCCCUGGAGGAGAAGGACCCCCGGCCUCAGCCCCCCGGGGGGCAGCAGCAGCAGCAGCCGCCGCAGGCGCAGCAGGCCGGGGCCGGCGGCGCCUUGGACGCGGUGUCGCUCACCAGCAGCCUGGACAGUGGCAUGAGGACGCCGCAGUGCCGGAUUUGCUUCCAGGGACCGGAGCAGGGGGAGCUGUUAAGCCCGUGUCGCUGUGCCGGGUCUGUCCGCUGCACCCACCAGCCUUGCCUGAUUCGUUGGAUAAGCGAAAGAGGCUCCUGGAGCUGCGAGCUGUGCUACUUCAAAUACCAGGUCUUAGCCAUCAGCACAAAGAAUCCCUUGCAGUGGCAAGCGAUUUCCCUGACUGUGAUAGAAAAGGUGCAGAUCGCAGCCAUCAUACUGGGUUCCCUCUUCCUCAUCGCCAGCAUCUCGUGGCUCAUCUGGUCGUCCCUCAGCCCCUCGGCCAAGUGGCAGCGGCAGGACCUGCUCUUCCAGAUCUGCUACGGCAUGUACGGCUUCAUGGACAUUGUCUGCAUAGGUCUGAUUAUCCACGAGGGCUCUUCGGUGUAUCGAAUAUUCAAGCGCUGGCAGGCGGUGAACCAGCAGUGGAAGGUACUGAACUAUGACAAGGCCAAGGACCUGGGAGAGCCACUUGGUGGGAGCACAAAGCCCGGAGGGCGGAAUUCACGGACGAACCCCUCCUCGGGGAGCGAGAGGACCUCCCAGCGGGGCCAGCGGGUUAGGACUAUUUUGAACCAUCACUGUGGCUAUACGAUUCUGCACAUUCUCAGCCACCUGCGGCCUAACGAACAUCGCGGAGGCUCCAGUUCCGGCCGCGAGGUUGUCAUGAGGGUGACGACUGUAUAAUAACAGCCUUCGGAGCCUUUGCCGAGAGGGAGAGGUUCCGCGGUUCCCAUGGAAGGAAGAAGCCGACGCCGUCACUUGCUCCAUUCUGAGCCCCUAUGGGAUAGGCCGCAUGUUGUACACUGUCGGGAGGCACCUGGUUCUGUAGUUUUGCUACGGACCCCACCCACCUCUUCCUCAUAGCGUUGGGGGGGGGGAGUGCCUCAGCUUGGUUGCACCUUCCUGCCCUCCCAUCAAUGUGAAUUUUUUCUCUUUCUGGGCCUGUAGUGAGAGGAGAGACACUCCUUCCUCCUCCACCCAGCUUCCCUUGUAAAACUAAGAUCCUUGGUAGUGUGUGUGUGGGAGGGGGUUAUUUAUUUAAUUUUUUAAAAACAACAACAACAACAACCCCUACCUGGUUUCUUCUUGACGAGUCUUGGCGCCAACCAAUCCGGAAAUUUGAAAACAUUUUUACCUCAUCUUUCAAAGGAAGUCCUGCCAGAUGAUCCUGUUUCCACCUCAUCCCACUGGUUUCUCAGCCUAGGAGACACCGACCAGAGAGGUUCCGAACUUGACCCAUUCCUCUCCCCCCCAAAAAAUGGUGCAAUAAACCUGUUUCUUAAAGCAAAA
This is a messenger RNA of Sphaerodactylus townsendi, 2048 nucleotides long. It is a transcript of the gene MARCHF9, whose product is annotated as membrane associated ring-CH-type finger 9. The record is from RefSeq and is a predicted model, not a curated record. The transcript is spliced from 4 exons. NCBI's taxonomy places the organism in Eukaryota, Metazoa, Chordata, Lepidosauria, Squamata, Sphaerodactylidae. The coding region runs from base 288 to 1442 and encodes 384 amino acids. Gene Ontology annotation, biological process: protein ubiquitination. Gene Ontology annotation, molecular function: zinc ion binding; ubiquitin-protein transferase activity.